AUCGCGCCAACUUGCUAAUGAUUCGAAAGGCACUCGUUUUAACGACGAUGAUGGUAGGAAUUUUGGGCGAACCUCAAGGACCUGCCUAUCUUCCGCCUUCAGGAACGCGUCCAGCUUCCGGCGGAGGAGGAGGAGGAGCUGCUCAUCCGGACGAAUGGGCCGGUGAUCCGGCAAACUACGAAUUUUCCUACGAAGUCCAAGAUGGGGUCGCCGGACUAGACUUUGGUCACCACGAAUCGCGAAAAGACAACGAGGCGACCGGAACUUAUCACGUGUUACUACCAGACGGCAGAACGCAAAUCGUCGACUACGUUGCCGAUGAAACAGGCUACCGGCCAGUGGUACGGUACGAAGGAACGGCAACGUACCCUGCGCCGGGAUCUGCGCCGGGAUCUUCACCGGGAUCUUCACCGGGAUCUUCACCGGGAUCUUCACCGGGAGGAUCGAGCAACAACGAAGGAUACCGAUACUAAUCCCUUUAGAAUCGAAUAAAAAAUUUGUAAAGAUCAACUUGUAAAGUCUCCAGUUGCUUUUACAGUGAUAAUCGGCAGUAAAUAUUUACAAAGUGAUAUAUUUCCAACGAACAGAAAAACUUUGCUUUCCCGAGUUCGAACGUAAUCUUUCAUGUGGUUUUGCUUUCCCUAAUGUAUCGCAAAACUUCCUGCACGUCUUGGCGCGAGCCCAAGAAUAUCGGGGAUCUUUGGUGAAUAUUCUCUGGUACAACUUCCAAAAUGUCGAUUUCCCCGUUGGACGCCAUGCCUCCGGCUUCUUUCAGUAUAUAAGCCAUUGGAAUACAUUCGUAUAAAAGUCGGAGCUGCAAGGAGAUGAAUUCCAACGAAACGAUUUCAAAUCGAUAUUAUAGAUAUAUCAACUUACCUUCCCACUCGGAUGACUUUUCGUUGCCGGAUAAAGAAAUAUUCCUCCGUAUUUUAUCGUCCUAUGCACAUCGGCGACCAUGGAACCCACAUACCUCGCGCUAUACGGUUUCCCAUUAGUGGGAUACUUUUUCGAACGAACGUAGUCUUUGAUAGCCGUGUCCCAAGCGCCUUCGUGGCCUUCGUUGAUGCUGAAAUCACGAUCGUUUCGUUCCGAAAGAGACUCCGAAAGCUAACCAGGAGCAAGAAGAAGUACCGAGUACCUGUAUAUUUCUCCUCUAGGGGGAACCCGUAUGUUUCUCUCGGUUAGGAUAAAUUCGCCGAUCGCUGGAUCGUAAGUGAACCCGUUCACCCCGUGACCGAUCGAGAGUACGAUCAUGGUCGCGGAACCGUACAGCGCGUAUCCAGCGGCGACCAUGUUCUUGCCAGGUUGCAGAGCGUUCGCCAGCAUGGGCUCGAUCGGUGGCUCCGGUUUCUUGUAAAUCCCGAAAAUCGAGCCGACCGACACCAAACAGUCAAUGUUGGACGAACCGUCCAACGGAUCGAAGCAUAUUAUGUAUUUCCCACGUUUCUCGAGCUCCACUUCGAUCGCGUUCGCGUUCUCU
Nomia melanderi (Alkali bee) is the source of this 1480-nucleotide messenger RNA. Its product is annotated as cuticle protein 7. The record is from RefSeq and is a predicted model, not a curated record. Lineage: Eukaryota; Metazoa; Arthropoda; Insecta; Hymenoptera; Halictidae. Gene Ontology annotation, cellular component: extracellular matrix.